Messenger RNA from Durio zibethinus, 4529 nucleotides. The record is from RefSeq and is a predicted model, not a curated record. NCBI's taxonomy places the organism in Eukaryota, Viridiplantae, Streptophyta, Magnoliopsida, Malvales, Malvaceae.
CACCCCUAAACAAAUAGAAGAAAAAACAAAGAAAAAUCCAAUAAAAAGCUAAAGAUACGUUUCUGUAAAAGCAUCUGCUAUAAAUAUAACCCUUGUAAUCAAAGCUCAAAAAAUGCAUUUUUUGAAAAGAUCUGAAAAAACCCCGAGUGCCCUUAAUUGUCUCAAACUGUGAAACGUUCGAUCAAAGCUUCCUCUCUGUCCACCAUUUGGAAAGUUUCCAAGGCCAAACUGGGCUCCAUCUUUCCUCAAAAUUACCAUAUCUGCCACUUCCCUUUCCCUCUCUUACUCUACUACUCCCAAUAAACCGCUAAUCUUAACUCUUGGAAUCCUUUCGGAAAAUCGCUCUCCGCUCUUUGCAAUCUAAACCCAGGCCCUCUUCCCCGUUUUCUCGAGAAUACCAUUUAUCUUCCCGGAAAAAGUUAUUAUUUUUACCGGAAAAUCAGCAAACAGAAGAAUGGAGGAAGAAGAAGGUGCUCUACCGGACCAUCUCCGGUGCAAACGAACCGACGGGAGGCAAUGGAGGUGCAAGAGACGAGUAAUGGAAGGCAAAAAGCUGUGCGAGCUUCACCAUAUCCAAGGCCGUCACCGACAAAAGAGACAGAAAGUACCAGAAUCCCUCAAAAUGCAAAGAAAAAAGAGGGUUUUCGAGAAGAACAAGCUCGAAAUUAGGGCAAAGUUGCUGCAAUUAGCGAAGCCAAUGAAGCGAAAGCGCGUGAUCGGAGGGGAAUCCGAGGCGUUAGAUGAAUCCAUUCGGAAGAUGAAACUGAGAAGAGGAGAUUUGCCAUUGGAGCUUAUAAGAAUGGUUUUGAAACGAGAAAAUGAGAAGAAGAAAAAGAAGAAAAGGAAAGAAAGUAAUUGUAGUGAUUUUGAUGAAGAAGAAGAAGAAGAUUUGAUAAGAGAAUUGCCUAAUGGGCUAAUGGCUAUUUCUUCUUCAAGUCCACAUUUUGAUAAUGCAGGUUCAUGUUCCGGUUCUGGUACGGGUUCCGGUUCCGGUUCUGUUUCAGGAUCUUGUUUUAAUGUUAAAGUAGGGGAAACUGAAACUGAUACUGUUGCAAUUACCAGAAGGCGGUUUCGGUCUAAGAACAUUGAGCCAUUGCACGUGGGUACAUUGCAGGUUAUGCCAUAUAAGAAGAAAGUGGUGAAUUUGAGGAGAGGGAGAAGAAUAAGGUGUCAUUGGUGUAGAAAGGGUGGUGUUCCUAGUUUGAUCAAGUGUUCCAGUUGUAAGCAGCAGUUUUUUUGCUUGGAUUGCAUAAAAGAACAGUAUUUUGUUAAGCGAGAAGAAGUCAAGAUAGCUUGUCCAGUAUGUCGUGGAACUUGUGGCUGCAAGGCCUGCUCAGUUAGUCAACAUAGAGACACUGAAUGUAAGGAGUUUCUAAGGGACAAAAACAAAGUGGAUAAGGUGUUAUAUUUUCAUUAUUUGAUAUGCAUGCUUCUUCCUGUUCUGAAGCAAAUAAACCAAGACCAGAGUGUUGAGAUUGAAGUAGAGGCAAACAUAAAAGGCAAAAAACUCUCCGAUAUUCGGGUCCAACCAGCUGAGUUUGGUGUCAAUAAGCAAUAUUGUUGCAGCAACUGCAAGACUUUCAUACUGGAUUUCCAUAGAAGCUGCCCAAGGUGUUCAUAUAACCUCUGCUUAAGUUGUUGUCGGGAUAUCUUUCGAGGGAGUUUAGUUGGAAGUAUAAAGGAACUUAACUGCAAAUGCCCAUAUAGACAGAAAACUGGUUCACCAGGCAUUCGCCUUUCAGAUAAGAAAUCUGUUAGAAUCUCUAAGAAAAAUCAUGACAGUAGAUAUUUUGAUUCUUCUGCAUCAUUGCCUACUCGGAAAGCUCCUGAUUGCAGUGUUCCUAUAUCAUGCCCACCCACAGAGUUUGGUGGUUGUGGUGAUGGCCUUCUUAAUCUGAGAUGUAUUUUGCCUCUAAAGUGGUUCAAAGAGCUGGAAAUAAAUGCUGAAGAAAUAGUCGGCAGCUAUGAAUUGCCAGAAGUCUUUGAUAUUUUUUCAUGCUGCCCGCUAUGUCCUGGGGCAGAUUAUGAAGCUAAAGGAGUGAAGCAGUUGCAAGAGGCUGCUAAGAGAGAAAAUUCAAAUGAUAACUUCCUAUUUUACCCCAAUAUCAGGAACAUUCAUGGUGAUAACCUGGAGCACUUCCAGAAGCACUGGGGUAAAGGCCAUCCUGUGAUAGUUCGAGAUGUGCUUAAGGAUACAUCAGAUUUGAGUUGGGAUCCAAUAUUCUUGUUUUGCUCAUAUCUUAAGAGUGGUGUUGCCAAAUCUGAGAAUGAGGAAUUAGCUAAAGCAACAAGUUGCUUGGACUGGUUUGAGGUUGAAAUUGGUAUUAAGCAGUUAUUUUUGGGGUCAUUAAGGGGGCUGGCACAAUCUAAUAUGUGUGAUGAGAAUCUGAAACUGAAGGGCUGGCUUUCUUCUCAUUUAUUUCAAGAGCAAUUUCCAGAUCAUUAUGCUGAAAUCAUUCGAGCUUUACCACUUCCAGAAUAUAUGGAUCCUAGAAGUGGUCUUUUGAAUAUUGCUGCAAGGUCCCCGCAAGGAAUCACAAAGCCUGACCUAGGCCCAUGUAUCUCUAUCUCAUAUUCCAGUGGUGAGGAACUUGUACAGGCUAAUUUGGUGACAAAAAUAUGUUACAGUUUAUGUGAUGUGGUUAAUGUUUUGGCACAUGCUACAGAUGCCCCUGUAUCCAUGAAGCAGCUUAAUAAAAUAAGAAAGUUAAUGAAAAAGAAAAAAUCUCAAGACCAAAGGGAGCUUCCUAAGACUACUCUUGAUCAAAAGAUGGCUAAUAAAGUGAAGGGAAAAUCUUCACCACAUGGUGAAAACAUGGAAGAAGUAGGAUUGAAUGAUAUGAUCAGUAAAGAAAUGCAUGCUCACAAUAGAGUACCAAAAGUAUCCUCCCAAUUCCCUCCUGCUGCACAUGAAGUGCAUGGUUUAGGUUUCAAAGAUAGAGCUGUGUACCAUGAUAAUGAAGAUAGCUCUGACUCUGGUUCUGAUUCUGAUUGUAAUUCAAAUUCUGAAGUGGCAGUACUUCCAUUCUACACCAUUCACAGCUCAGAAACAUCAGAAAAUCAGGAAGUCUUUGGGGAAAGAACAGAAUUCUCCAAGUCUUGUGGAGCAGAAUGGGAUGUCUUCCGAAGGCAGGAUGUUCCAAAGCUUAUGGAGUACCUUAGUAAGCACUCAAAUGAGUUUGGUCACACAUGUGGCUUUCGCAAGCAUGUGGUUCAUCCUAUUCUUGAUCAGAAUUUCUUUCUUGACAAAAGUCACAAAACAAGGCUGAAGGAUGAGUAUGGUGAGUUAAUAAAGUUUUGUUUAUCCCUUGUUAUAGUUGAGGACAAAUUUACUGAAAUUUCUUUCCACCUCAUAUUGCUUCUAGAAAUUGAACCCUGGACUUUUGAGCAACAUGUUGGAGAAGCUGUUAUGGUUCCAGCUGGCUGUCCAUACCAGAUUAGGAAUGUUAAGUCCUGCGUUAACGUGGUUUUGGACUUUGUUUCUCCGGAAAAUGUAACCGAGUGUAUCCAGUUGAUGGAUGAACUUCGUCUACUCCCCGAAGAUCACAAAGCCAAAGCAGAGAAGUUUGAGGUUGAGAAGAUGGCCCUGUAUAGGAUUAGAGGAGCCAUAAAAGAAAUUCGUGAGCUUACAUGUACGGAGUAGGUGCAGUGAGUAGUUGAGAAUUCAAGAACAUUGACAUGUAAUGUAAGGGAUUCUCAAAACUCAAUUUGUGGCUGUUGUUGCAUGCAGAAAUUUUGAUGCUUUUGUCCAUUCUUUCUCUCCCCCUAUUGGCAAUGGAAGUCGAAUUAUGUGGAACAAGACCACGUUGCUGGAACUGACUUUGUAAAUGCGUAAUACCUGGUACAACUUAAGUCAGGUUGGGAAAUCAUUCAUAAUAUUUUUACUUUUAAUCUGUCCAAUACCAACCACAGCUAAUUUCCCCAAUAUGCAAUAACUGAUCUCAGCAUAAUCCAUAGAAGAAAACUCGAACUUGCAUUUCGUUUAUUUAUGCAGUUGAUGGGUAUUUGCCUUUGCACAAUUUAAUACACAAACUUUCAUGAAUCAUUUCAUCCAUAUAUUGUUGGAAAAUUUUACUUUGCUUCCUUUCCCUGAUAAUUUAGGAAAUGAUAGUUGCUGCAUCUUUUGCAUCAUUGACAAAUGAACUAUGCAAUGCAGCUUCUUUAGACAAUUAAGUGAUCAGCCGAGCAAUCUUUUUCAUUGUUUUCUUACAUCCAAUUCAAUCUGGCAUUACAAAGUAAACCUAAGUGACUGAUAUCACAGCACAGAACAAGAUAUUUCAGAUUAUUUCAUUGACUAGGUACAUAGGAAAAGGCAUGUGAAGAACAAAUGUAUACAAUCCACGUCGCUCGGCAGUCGGCUCAACAAAAUUUCAACAAAUUUCUACAGUUAUCUAAUUAAGUUCUGGUACAUUGAAUGAAUUUUUUUCCCCUCCUUUUUGCACUAAUAAUUUAAAGAAAAAAUGAAUAGUUUUUGAUACUUUAUUUCUCUCGGGUUGCCCCUUUCUUUCACUGUUUUCACCUGUUACUUA